AUGGCGGCAGCAGGGACCUGCGGCACCGGCACCCGGAGUACUGGGUCUGUGGUGGCGGCGGCCAGCACGAACAACGUCACUAGCUUCCAGCGCAGGGGUCCCAGAGCUAGCGGUGCCGACAGUGGCUGCUCUCGACUGGUGUCCAUCGCGGGGACACGGCCGUCGGUGCGGAAUGGACAGCUGCUGGUAUCAACCGGGCUGCCAGCCCUGGACCAGCUCCUAGGUGGAGGUUUGGCCGUUGGAACAGUUCUUCUAAUUGAAGAGGAUAAAUACAACAUUUAUUCUCCUUUGCUCUUCAAGUAUUUCCUGGCAGAAGGAAUUGUCAGUGGCCAUGCUUUGUUGGUUGCAUCUGCAAAAGAAGACCCUGCUGACAUUUUACAGAAACUUCCUGCACCAUUAAUUGAUGAUAGCUAUAAAAAAGAAUGUGAUGAAGAUGUAUGCAGUCAUAAAACAGAAUCUGACAUUAAGAUGAAAAUUGCUUGGCGUUACCAGUUAUUACCCAAGAUGGAGGCUGGACCAGUAUCAUCUUCAAGAUUUGGUCACUAUUAUGAUAUAUCAAAAAGGAUACCACAAGAACUCAUUGAGACCUCAAAGUGGCAUGGAUUUUUUCUCCCAGAAAAAAUAUCAUCAACUUUUAAUGCAGAACCCUGUUCUUUGACCUCUGGCUACAUGAAGCUGCUCCAGUUUAUCCAGAACAUUAUUUAUGAAGAAGGAUUUGAUGGAUCCAAUCCCCAGAAAAAACAGAAAAACAUUUUAAGAAUAGGAAUCCAGAAUCUUGGUUCACCUUUGUGGGGAGAUGAUAUUUGCUGUACAGAAAACUGUGACACAAGUCAUAGCCUCACAAAGUUCCUCUAUAUACUCCGUGGACUUCUGCGAUCCUCUCUUUCAGCCUGUAUCAUUACAAUGCCAACACACCUUAUCCAGAAUAAAGCAGUUAUUGCUCGUGUUACAAACUUGUCAGAUACAGUAGUUGGUCUGGAAUCAUUUAUUGGUUCUGAGAAAGAAACCAACCCAUUAUAUAAGGAUUAUCAUGGUCUUAUUCAUAUACGGCAGAUUCCUCGACUUAAUAACUUGAUUUAUGAUAUAUCAGAUGUCAAAGACUUAGCUUUUAAAUUAAAAAAGAAGCUGUUCACCAUUGAGCGACUGCACUUGCCUCCAGACUUGUCAGACACUGUGAGCCGCUCAAGCAAACAGGAUCUGGCAGAAUCCGCCAAGCUGCUGGGUCCAGGCUGUGGCAUGACGGCCGGAGGCAAGACGCACCUGGACUUCUAG
Molecule: messenger RNA, 1272 nt
Organism: Rangifer tarandus platyrhynchus (Svalbard reindeer)
Lineage: Eukaryota; Metazoa; Chordata; Mammalia; Artiodactyla; Cervidae
Source: the annotation of a GenBank genome assembly